This is a messenger RNA of Lottia gigantea (owl limpet), 2574 nucleotides long. RefSeq lists its product as hypothetical. The coding region runs from base 1 to 2574 and encodes 857 amino acids. The record is from RefSeq and is a predicted model, not a curated record. Lineage: Eukaryota; Metazoa; Mollusca; Gastropoda; Lottiidae. Gene Ontology annotation, molecular function: protein binding. The transcript is spliced from 14 exons. Gene Ontology annotation, biological process: cell-cell adhesion; axon guidance; nervous system development. Gene Ontology annotation, cellular component: plasma membrane; axon.
AUGCAUUAUAAAGAAGAUAUUGAAGUUUUACCAUCAGGAAAUAUUGUGUUAAGAAAUAUUCAAGUUGAUGAGUCAGGAGACUAUAAAUGUAUCAUUUAUAAUCCCAGCACAGAACAGCUCAAGAAAUCUGAUUUUAUUGUGACACUCAAUGUAUCACCAUCUACAGAUCCUCCAUUACCAACCUGGAUUUUAGACAGUGACGCUAAUUCCCAAAUAAAAUUAAAUAUUGGUGAUGAUGCUGUGUUAGAAUGUCCAUCUGCUGGUUUACCCGAACCAAAAGUCAAUUGGACUAAAUAUGAUGGCUACUUGAAAAAAUCACGUUCUCAAGUUAUUUCAGGGAAUUUACAUAUAAACAAUCUAGAGUUGCGUGAUGAAGGAACCUAUUUAUGCAGUAGUAAUGGAAUACAGAGAUUUGUUACUUUAGAAGUCAGAGAACUGCCAAAAAUCACUGUAUCCAGUAAUCAUAUUGAAGGAGAAUUGGGAAGUAGUUUAAGAAUAAUUUGUAAUGUUCAGGGACGUCCUAAACCUACUGUACAAUGGUAUCAUAAUGGCAAACUUUUAACAGACUCCUACACCAAAAUCCUUCAUGGAGAUACAGCUAAAUUGAUAACUAAACUAGAAGAAAGUGAUGUUGGUAUUUAUCAAUGUAUGGCCAGUAAUGAAGCUGGGGUUGCUUCUGCUUCAAUAUAUUUAUGGGUUAAAGGUCAAGUUCUGGACCCUUUUGGUGCAGAUGGAGAAGGGUUGUCUAUUAUGAAUACCAACAGCCCAAAUGAGACCACUUCUAUAGAUGAAGAUGAUAUUAAAAAAUCUAGGAAAGACAAAAAGCGAAAUAGAAAAAAAGAUAAAAGAAGAAAAAAGAAAGGCAAAAAUAGAAGAAGACAUAGAAAUAGAGUUAUCUUGGUACCCCCUUCACAACCUACAGUCACACAGCUAUCUGAUUCAUCUGUUAUGUUGAAUUGGACUGUACAGAAAAAUGAAGGUCUGGCAGUGAAAUUCUUUAGAGUGCAAUAUAAAGAAGUGGCACCAUCAAAAAGUUCCUGGAAAACAGAAGAUCAUGAACUAUCAAAGCAUGUUCGUCAGUAUGAAGUAAAGCAUUUAAAAAAGGGAGGAUAUUAUAAGUUCCGUAUAGCAGCUGUAUACACCAAUGAUGAUAACAAAGUUGGUAAUUUAUCACCAAGAUUUCAGUUAAAAUAUAAUUCAGAUGGCAAGUCAGUACCAGCAUCUGAACCUAUUAUUGUUGAAGUCAAACCUAUUGCUAAUAAUAAUAUCUAUGGUAUUAGUCUGAAAUGGAUGUAUAAUGGUCCUGAUGCUAGAGAUUUAAAAGGAUUUAUAGUUCAUUUUAAACCUUAUGAUGAGUCUGGUGAUUUUAAAGAAAUUGUUCUAAACCAAAUUGGAUUAAGACAUUAUUUUUUAGUCAAUUUAACAUCUCAUACAGACUAUGCUAUCAAACUGCAGUCAUUUAAUUCCAAUGGAAGAAGUCAGUUUAGUAAAAUUGUAGUAAAGCGUACCAGAGGUCCACCAAUUGUAGAAAAAACAACCUCCGGACCAGCGCAAUCAGUGCCCAUAGAUCAUGGUAACCCAAUGACCUCAUCAAGUGGUCAGGAACUAUAUAUGAUAUUAGGAAUUGUAUUGGGCAUCAUGCUACUAGCUUUAAUAGUAUUUAUGUUGAUGUGUUGGUGGAAACAAAGACAACAGAGAAGAAUGCCAGUAAUGAAUGGUGUUCUUCACUCAAAGUUUCACGAUCAGUCACAUCGUAUUUAUACUGAUAGCACUAGAAAAAAAUACAUGAAUGGUGGAUAUCCUACAAAUGGCUAUAUACCUAAUGGUCAUGGACCACAUUCACCUAAUAAAAUGAACAUAAAUGUUAAUCCUGUUCCUCCACAUCCAGAGGCAAUGUCUUUAACCAGACAUACAGAUAAGGGCACUUACUAUCAUAAUCAUAUUGGUAAUGGUAGUGUAAGGGCAUUUGGUCAUGUAAAUACAAGUGAUAAUAAUUUUAAUAAUAUAAACAGUAAUAAAAAAGUGAUGCUCUCAAAUGAAGAAGCAUCACAACCUAUGCUUUGUGAUAAUAAUAAAAGUGAUCAUACUGGUGAUAAUAAUGAAGCUAUUGUAUAUAAUUAUGACUGUUGUUCAAAUCAUCAUUAUGAUCAAACUUUACCUGAACAUACAUACGAUAGUGAUACAGUGUAUUCAGGUGGUGAUACCUGUGAUAGGAAUUCUCCAAUGCCAUCCUCAGUAUUGCCAGGCUAUGGACUCUGCAAUCAAUCCCAUGAAAGAAUUUCUCACAGACUUUCCCAAAAUUUGGAUCUGAAUCAGUCACAUGAUAGUUUAUCACAUAAGCAUUCAGGUCAUAGUAAACAGAGACAUAGAGGAAAACAUCGUCAUAAUGGUGAAAAUCUCACACGUGAUCAAGCAACCAACACAGACCUCAGUAGUAAUGAAGGAACAAUCGAAUUCACAACGUUCAACAAAUCACAAAAUAGUUCAGAUCAAAAUCAUCAAGGAAAUCCUUCAACAGACUUAAUAAGUUCUGAAGACUUGUCUCAAAGAAAUGAAGUCAAGCAAAAAUAUUGA